This is a messenger RNA of Xenopus tropicalis (tropical clawed frog), 3426 nucleotides long. RefSeq names its product zinc finger RANBP2-type containing 1 (gene zranb1). The record is from RefSeq and is a predicted model, not a curated record. The transcript has 9 exons. Gene Ontology annotation, molecular function: cysteine-type deubiquitinase activity. Gene Ontology annotation, cellular component: nucleus; cytoplasm. Bases 286 to 2319 code for a protein of 677 amino acids. NCBI's taxonomy places the organism in Eukaryota, Metazoa, Chordata, Amphibia, Anura, Pipidae.
CGUGCGUUUAGGCCUAUCGCAUGGCUGGCCGGCCCCGGGUGCCUAGUGACGUCACGCAGUUCCCGUCUGCUUUUAUUUUGCUUCGGUCUCCGGAGCCGCCAUUACAGGAAACGACCGGAGGGAGCCGAGCUGGAGAACAUCACAGAAACGGACGAGAGCGGGAGGGACCGGACGAGCGGCACCGAGGGGUCCGGUCCCGGGGGAGAUGAGCGGGGCUCGGAGGGAGGCUGCUGGAUAAAGUCAGCUUCCUGACAGAUACAAGCCACCUUGUUUGGGAGAGUCACGAUGACGGAGCAUGGCAUAAAAUGGGCUUGUGAAUAUUGUACGUAUGAAAACUGGCCUUCCGCUAUCAAGUGUACCAUGUGUCGAGCUCCGAGACCCAGCGGCGCCAUUAUUACAGAGGAGCCUUUCAAAAACAGCACCCCUGACGUCGGUUCCAUGGAAAGGGAAAGCGGGAGCCCUUUAAUAUGUCCUGAUUCGAGUGCAAGGCCACGUGUGAAAUCUUCCUAUUCUAUGGAAACUAGCACCAAGUGGUCCUGCCACAUGUGCACCUAUCUGAACUGGCCUAGAGCCAUCCGAUGCACGCAGUGUUUGUCCCAGCGUAGGACACGUAGCCCUACGGAAUCCCCCCAAUCGUCCGGCUCUAGCUUGCGAGCCAUCCCCAGUCCCAUUGAUCCUUGUGAGGAAUACAAUGAUCGAAAUAAACUGAACAUUAAAGGUCAGCACUGGACUUGUUCUGCUUGCACUUACGAGAACUGUGCCAAAGCAAAGAAAUGCGUUGUGUGCGACCACCCCACCCCCAACAAUAUGGAUGCCAUAGAGCUGGCCAAUACCGACGAAGCUUCCUCCAUUAUUAACGAGCAAGACCGUGCUCGAUGGAGGGGGGGUUGUAGUAGCAGUAACAGCCAAAGACGGUCUCCACCCACAUCCAAGCGGGACUCCGACAUGGACUUCCAAAGGAUUGAACUGGCCGGGGCUGUGGGCAGCAAAGAGGAGUUUGAACUAGACCUCAAAAAGUUAAAGCAAAUAAAGAACAGAAUGAGAAAGACAGACUGGCUGUUUCUGAAUGCGUGUGUGGGGGUAGUAGAGGGGGAUCUGUCGGCUGUGGAGGCAUACAAGACAUCAGGAGGUGACAUUGCGCGGCAGCUCUCAGCUGAUGAAGUUCGUCUCUUGAACCGUCCGUCGGCCUUCGAUGUGGGUUAUACUCUGGUGCAUCUGUCUAUUCGCUUCCAGAGGCAGGACAUGCUGGCAAUACUCCUUACUGAGGUUUCUCAGCAUGCAGCCAAGUGCAUCCCAGCCAUGGUGUGUCCAGAGCUGACUGAGCAAAUCAGGAGGGAAAUCGCUGCUUCCGUCCACCAACGAAAGGGGGACUUUGCCUGUUACUUCUUGACAGACCUGGUAACAUUCACAUUGCCUGCAGAGUUGGAGGAGGAAUCCCCCAUAAUUAACUGGUCGCUAGAGUUGGGCACUCGCCUAGACAGCAGACUUUAUGCACUUUGGAAUCGUACUGCGGGCGACUGCCUGUUGGACUCAGUACUACAAGCUACAUGGGGCAUUUAUGAUAAAGACUCGGUGCUAAGGAAGGCUUUGCACGACAGCCUCCAUGAUUGCUCUCACUGGUUUUACAGUCGCUGGAAGGAAUGGGAGUCGUGGUAUUCCCAGAGCUUUGGGUUACACUUCUCUCUGAGAGAGGAACAGUGGCAGGAAGACUGGGCUUUCAUUCUGUCUCUGGCCAGCCAGCCGGGAGCAAGCUUGGAACAGACGCACAUCUUUGUCCUUGCCCACAUUCUCAGAAGACCAAUCAUAGUAUAUGGAGUGAAAUAUUACAAAAGCUUCCGAGGGGAGACAUUGGGAUACACUCGCUUUCAAGGUGUGUACUUACCACUCUUGUGGGAACAGAGUUUUUGCUGGAAAAGCCCCAUCGCCUUGGGCUAUACCAGGGGUCACUUCUCUGCUUUGGUGGCCAUGGAGAAUGACGGCUUUGACAAUCGGGGUGCUGGGGCAAACUUAAACACAGACGAUGAUGUUACGGUUACCUUCCUGCCCCUGGUAGACAGCGAGCGGAAGCUGCUGCACAUUCAUUUCCUAUCGGCCCAAGAGCUUGGCAAUGAGGACCAGCAGGAGAAGCUCCUACGUGAAUGGAUGGACUGUUGUGUUACAGAGGGCGGGGUUUUGGUAGCCAUGCAAAAGAGCUCCCGGCGCCGCAACCACCCUCUGGUCACCCAGAUGGUGGAAAAGUGGCUGGAUGGUUAUCGCCAGAUCCGCCCCUGUACAGCACUGUCAGACGGAGAGGAAGACGAGGACGACGAGGAUGAGUGAGAGAAGACUUGGAGUUCUUGGCAUCCAGACACAAUGUGCUCUGUCACAACCUGGACCUGGGUUCAAGGGACCCUUCCUGAACUGCCUGGGACCUGCUGCUGCUGGUGGUGGAUGAGGCUUUGGCCCACCCUGUCCCAGAGGAAGAAGGACCUGUAGCUCCAAACAAAACAUCCUUUUAUCAUUAAGACUGAACACUUGGUUUUCUUUUUUUUUUUUUUUUAUUUUAUUUUGUUUUCAUCCUUCUCCCCUCUCCUACUAUGGGUUGUAAAUCUUGGUGUAUAAUGCAUGUGUUCUGCAACAGGGAUGAGAAACAUAUAUGGCAACACCCUAUGUUGAGGCCACUAAAGCUCUGGGCUGGUCACUUCCUGCUUUGUGCCUAGUUCCUGAAGUUUCAUUUUAUUGCAAAGCUCUGUGUAGUUUCCCCUUCCCUGAGCCUUUUGUGCAAUCAAACCUUGGCACCCUCGGGGGGGCUGCGCCUAUGGCACCCUUACAGGGCUGCUUCCUGGCUGUCAAGGAGUAAUUGGCUUUCUAAAAUUCUCACUUCCAGUUCACAAUUUCAUUUUAUUUCCAUUGAUAUCACAUAUUUCUAUAAAGAGUUGAGAGAAACGAUUGACAAGAUACUAAGGCGCUUUUGCUGUACCCUCCGUGCCCAGUUUGGGCUUUAUUUCCCAUUUUUUCACUUUUGUUUACACCAGGGACCCACAGCCUGCUACAGGUGGUAGUUCAACAACACCAUGUGCAGUGGGACAGGCUGCUGGUCUCUGCAUGACAGACAACUUUAUAUAUUUAUUUGUUCAGAAACACUUGUUUCCCCCCUCAACCCCCCCCCCCCCCCCCCCCACUCCUCCUCCUCCGCAGGAAUUAGGUUCUAAAGCGAUUGUGUGCAGUUUUGCCGGCUUGAACUUGAUUGCAAAAAUGACACAAAUACAUAGUCUUGCUGUGAAACCACCUCCUGCUGCAGUGAUCCUUGUGUCACUACGCCUGUAUUGCUCCGGGGAGACCGUUACCAUAACAACCAAACAGUAACACAUCCAAACCCCGCCUCCAGUUCUAAGGAUAUCCUAUAGAAAUAACUGCACUUUAAUAAAUCCAAAAUGGUGUAAUAGA